Messenger RNA from Portunus trituberculatus (swimming crab), 1520 nucleotides. RefSeq lists its product as uncharacterized. The record is from RefSeq and is a predicted model, not a curated record. The transcript is spliced from 5 exons. Bases 245 to 1414 code for a protein of 389 amino acids. Lineage: Eukaryota; Metazoa; Arthropoda; Malacostraca; Decapoda; Portunidae.
AACUCUAAGUGGCUGUUUGCUCUAAAUAGAGAGCAAACAAUUAAUGUAAUAACAUUAUAUUAUGUAAUGAUAUUAUGUGAUGAUCGAUUUCGUCCCUGUAUCGCGCACCUCGAAAUGCGUUUUUUUUCGCUCAUGGACGAGUGAAGCAAGGGAUUCCUGACAUCCUCACACACAAGCAUUGACAGGCGAGCGUCCAGUGUCAAGAGUCCAUAGUCACUGCAGCGUACUGUGUCUGCCCGCCGCCAUGCUACCGUCAGACGCCCCAUUGACAGUGUUGCCUUGGCGCAUCCUGGUCCCUCUGCUGCAGCUGUAUGGCUGCUUCCCAUACAGGAUAUCUUCCACCAACUCUCCGCCAGUGUUCAGCCUCCCGCUGUGCCUGUGCAGCGUGGCCAUGCAGUUAUUGAUUGUCGUUUUGUUCAGCAAGUGGUCCAGUGUGAACCACAUAUCAUUCCUCUCAAUGAACAUGGGCACCGUCAGCUACAUCUUUUCCAGCAUAGUCAUGGCGGUUUCAUUGUGGCUGGCUGGCUUUAUCCUGCUGAUAAACAGUGGUGCAGUCGCUGCUCUGCUGCAUGACCUGUCCCAGAUGAAGAAUGUCUUCUCGCCGUCCUGGCGCCAUUGGUUGUGCAACGCGAGGACACUGCUGAUGCUGGCAUACGGGAUUAUUAUAACAUGCUUGUCUGUAACGUUCACCCUCUUCUCAGUAAGACCCUCUACUGUCUUGGAGACUUUGUUCCUCACAAUGGCUGCAGUGGUCUGUUCUGUCAUCUUCUGGCUGCCUAUAGAGCUGUUCUACUCGGUGCUCGCCGUCCAGGCCCACCACCUUCUGGUCAAUACGAAGGCUACUGCGACCAAGGUGUCCGCUUUUCUCGCCGGUAACGAGUCUUUUAAGUGCGAGAGUGACGUGAAGACGACGAUGGCGGCGCUGGUGCACCUGGACGCUGUCAUUCAGGAGGUGGAGGUGAAGCGGGCGAAGACCACACGCCUGUUCUUCCCAAUCAUCAACAUAUUCUUCGUGAUUGCGAUCAUGAUGGCCAUCACCAGCCCUUACACCAUCAUUCAAGGGAGCAUUACAGGCGGCGGCACCUUCGGAUCGUUACUAUUAGCUUCCCACAUCAUGGGCAGCCUGUUUCACGCUGGCCAAAUGUUCACCAGCCAGGUGAGUGAAGCCGAGGGAGUCUUGAAGCAGCUGAGAGCCAAGAGUCAGGACCUCAGUGUCAGCCUGAAGGUGAACCUUGUGAUGGGGAGUUUGUCGUCUUUACUUACCUUCGAUGUGUGUGGCUGGUACACCCUCAGCUACUCCUCCCUCCUUGCAAAAGGUGAAGCGAGUGUGCACACAGAGCCCAGAUUGACACAUGACUCACUCCUGUGGCUUCUCUUGUUUCGUUGUGUGUGCAUCAACAUCUGUAAAAUGUAAUGAACACGUAUGUUACCGAUGAGACACUUUGUACUUAUCAACUUGGAAUAAAAAAAAAAUUUACUUUCAAAACACCCUUACGAAUGAAUAAUAAAUAAUGAUGGAA